UUUUCACUAUAAAAAUAGGAGAAACGUUGUGCUUUCUCUCCACUGGAAGCUAUUCUUACAGGUUUCUAGAUAAUUUUCACGCAAAAAUAAAUAAAUUUAGGAGAAUAUUUAACGCACAAUGUUGGCAACAAAACGUUGUGUACUUGGACUACACAAAUAUUGUAUAUUUCGUGAAACUUUGGAAACUUUUGAGCAAUGCCAAGAGUAGUUCAUACUACGCCCGUGGGUGGCGCCACUUAUCUCUUUCAAAAUGUUAUCCAAACCAGCCGCAACCUGUAACCGCACCAUACGCAAAUUCAUAAAUAACGUUUGUGUUGUUUAAGAAUCAUCUAUUAUACAAUUACUAAAUUAAACAUUAAACUAAUAGCUAAAUAUGUCUGAACAUGGAGCGACACUACAAACAUUCAACCAAGAACUCGUAAAAAGUCUAGAAGAACUCAAACAACGCAGAAAAGAACUCUCCCACAUCAUAUAUCACCAACAAACACAGAAAGAAACAUUAGAACAACAAAUAAAAUCACUCCAAGAUGAUUUAACCAUCGUAAAUUCAAAACUGAAUGAAAGCAACAAACUUAAAUCCUCCUAUGAUCAAGUUAUCAAUGAAACUGAAGAAGGAUACAAAAAGAUUUUAGACACAUCUCAAGCACUCCUCAGUGCAAUCCAACUAGAAUCAACAAGAUUAUCCAAAACUAAAAAGAUUUCUGCUCAUUCCACGCGGUUAUCAACUCCACCGGAUCACUAAACCCAUGCGAAGCCACUGUAAACGUGUAAGAAUCCCUCGAAUAUUCUUUUUUGUACAUAUAAAACUCAUCGGAGUGGAAUGGCUCGAUGUUUGUGCGUAAUGCAAGCAACGCGACGUAAAUAUCAUCAAAACGAAAAUGUUGCGUAUAAAAACUCGCGUAGUACAUCUCCAUCAACGCCUCACGCGAUAACAGAUACGCACCGGCCGUUACAUACGGCGGCCAUCGAUUGUAUGGAUAUUCAGCUAGGCCAAUGUAGAAUUUCGUGAAGUAAUGCCGCAAUGGUUUCGUAUUAAACACAUAACCAGCGUAUAACUUCACAUCAUUCGUGAUCCUUUGAUAUAUUCCGGAUAGUUUGUUGGAUUGCGAACGAAUCUAAGGACGUUUUUUGUUGAUAUAUAGUAAUCAUCAUCAACAAACAUGUAAAAUUUCGCAGUGUUGCAGUGUUGCACCGCCCACUUGAACCCCAUCAUUGUUUUGAUUGUAUUGUUAUAGUAAACAUCAGUGAAAUUGCUUUGUAAAAUAUCGCCGAAUUUUGCAGAUUC
This is a messenger RNA of Dalotia coriaria, 1285 nucleotides long. RefSeq lists its product as uncharacterized. Lineage: Eukaryota; Metazoa; Arthropoda; Insecta; Coleoptera; Staphylinidae. The transcript is spliced from 5 exons. The record is from RefSeq and is a predicted model, not a curated record. The coding region runs from base 374 to 742 and encodes 122 amino acids. Gene Ontology annotation, cellular component: centrosome; ciliary basal body.